Dendronephthya gigantea is the source of this 1913-nucleotide messenger RNA. Its product is annotated as vacuolar protein sorting-associated protein 45-like. Gene Ontology annotation, cellular component: Golgi membrane. NCBI's taxonomy places the organism in Eukaryota, Metazoa, Cnidaria, Anthozoa, Malacalcyonacea, Nephtheidae. Gene Ontology annotation, biological process: vesicle-mediated transport; intracellular protein transport. The record is from RefSeq and is a predicted model, not a curated record. The transcript is spliced from 16 exons. Bases 169 to 1896 code for a protein of 575 amino acids.
UGCGAAGGCUAUACAGCAAUAAAAAACUAGUGUAACAUGAAGUAUGUCGUGCGCCUGACCGCAAUGCAAACUGGAACAACAAUAACAAACCAGUGAUUAUAUAGAGCUCAGUCGGUGGAAGUUUAAAGGGAAAAAACAACACUUUUGGACAAUCCAGGAAAAUAAAAGAUGAAUACGAUCACAGCUGUGAAACAAUAUAUAACUAAGAUGGUUGAGGACAGUGGUAGUGGCAUGAAAGUUUUGUUGUUGGACAAGGAAACUACUGGCAUCGUAAGCAUGGUUUACUCACAAAGUGAGAUUCUUCAAAAAGAAGUUUAUCUUUUUGAAAGAAUUGAUGUCCCAACACGGGAGACAAUGAAACAUCUCAAGGCUAUAACAUUUCUGCGACCUACAAAGGAAAACAUUGAACAUCUUAUAAAAGAAUUGAAGUCUCCAAAAUAUGGAAAUUAUUAUAUUUAUUUUUCCAACACUGUGAAACAAGCAGACAUCAAAGGAAUGGCUGAAGCUGACUGUGACGAGACUGUGAAAGAGUUGCAGGAAUAUUAUGCAGAUUAUUUUGCCGUCAGUCCACAUGUUGUAUCUUUAAAUUUACCUUUUUGUGCAAGAGCUGGGGGUUCAGCAUGGGAUGUGAAGGCACUUGAUCGAACAACUGAUGGACUGUGUGCAAUGUUGUUGUCUUUGCGCAAGUCUCCUCUCAUACGAUAUCAUGGUUUCUCAGACAUGGCCAGACGACUUGCUGGAAAUAUCAGACUUGCUAUAGACAAGAAUGCAACAAUAUUUGAUUUCCGUCGUCAAGAUAUUCCUCCAUUGUUGUUGAUCCUCGAUCGGUGUGAUGAUCCUGUGACACCUCUUCUCAACCAGUGGACUUAUCAAGCUAUGGUUCAUGAACUACUUGGUAUAAAGAACAAUCGAAUUGAUUUGUCAAACGUUCCAGGGAUCAGUAAAGAUCUUCAGGAAGUUGUUCUGUCUUCGGAGCAUGAUGAAUUUUAUCAAAAGAAUAAAUAUUUAAACUUUGGUGAGAUUGCUCAGAACAGUAAGGAGUUGAUGGAGGAGUUUCAAAAAACUGUCAAAAGCAAUCAAAAAUUAGACUCAAUUGCCGACAUGAAGGCUUUUGUUGAGAAUUAUCCUCAAUUUCGUAAGAUGUCUGGUACGGUGACAAAACAUGUGACUGUGAUUAGCGAGUUAUCACGUCUUGUAAAUGAACAUUGCCUUCUUGAUGUUUCUGAACUCGAGCAAGAUUUGACUGUACAAUCAGACCACAAUACUGCUUUACAACGAGUGCGACAUCUGAUCGAGAAAAGCAGAGUACGUGAUAUUGACUUGAUGAGAACUGUCUUGUUGUAUGCAUUACGAUAUGAGAAACACUCCAGUAAUGAUGUUUCGGGGCUUCUGAGCUUGUUAGCAAGGCGUGGAGUCAGUGAUCACUAUCGCAGGAUUGUUUCCGCAAUUCUUCAGUAUGGUGGUAAAAAUGUCAGAUCAAGUGAUCUUUUUGGUCAGAGCAAUACACCAAUGUCGCUCAGUCGACGACUGUUUAAAGGAUUGAAAGGUGUUGAAAACAUCUACACACAACAUGUUCCAUUAAUCCAAGAAAUUUUGGACAAUCUUAUCAAAGGAAAGUUGAGAGAGAAUCAAUUCCCAUAUCUUGGGCCAUCUCAACUCAGAGAAAGGCCUCAAGAUAUCAUCGUGUUUAUGAUUGGUGGAAUUACGUACGAGGAGGUGUUAGUUGUUCAUAAUUUAAACAAAACAGUUCCCGGAAUAAGGAUCGUGCUUGCUGGUUCGACCAUACAUAAUUGUAAAAGUUUUCUUGAGGAGGUCGUUCAAGCCACGGGAAUUGGCGGUGAAGAAAGGCGACAAAAGAGUUCAGCUGGACAGCGUCAUGGCCCCGCAAUGUUUUAGCAAAAGCGAUGUUGGCA